Cajanus cajan (pigeon pea) is the source of this 613-nucleotide messenger RNA. It is a transcript of the gene POLD4, whose product is annotated as polymerase delta 4. Gene Ontology annotation, biological process: DNA-templated DNA replication; DNA synthesis involved in DNA repair. NCBI's taxonomy places the organism in Eukaryota, Viridiplantae, Streptophyta, Magnoliopsida, Fabales, Fabaceae. The record is from RefSeq and is a predicted model, not a curated record. Gene Ontology annotation, cellular component: delta DNA polymerase complex. Gene Ontology annotation, molecular function: DNA-directed DNA polymerase activity.
AGUUCGAACCACUUCAAAAUUCAAAAUUUGAAAAGAGCAUAGAGAGGAGAAAAUGGCGACAGUGUCUGGGAACAUGAAGGGUUUCUACAAACAGAAGAAAAACACCAUCACUAAAAAAUCUUCCAAAAAGUCUCCGAUUAACGCUGCCACUUUGGCCUCCGUUGCGGCCCAAACACCGGCCCUCAUCUCCCACGCCGGAAACCCCGAAUUAGAAGAUGAACACAAAGAGAGCGAGGUGAUGCUGCGGCAAUUCGACAUGAACAUGGCAUAUGGGCCCUGCAUCGGGAUCACGCGUCUCGCACGCUGGGAGCGUGCUCAGAGGCUCGGUUUGAACCCUCCGCAAGAAAUCGAGACCCUCUUAAAGGGUGGAAAAGUACAGCCCGAGUCCUUGUGGGAUGGUUGCAUUUAGGGUUCCUUUUGUUUAGAAAUCGAAAUCCUUAAUCGAUUAUGGUGUAUUUAGGUUUUGCUUAGGAAAAUCAGCUUCUGGCUGUGUUCUUUAUUUUGUGACUCUAAACCAAACAUUUUGGAUGCUGCUCUCAUGAAAAUGUUGAUUUCUUGUUUGUGGUUGUUAGUUGUUGUUAUGAAAUCAUGGUUUGCUCUGUUAACUGAUUCA